AGUCGACCCGCGCGGAAGAAGAGCUCAUAAUUUCCUGAGUCAUUGCUUCUGUGGUUUAUUAAACGAAAUAACUAAAGAGUAUCCUCAGUAAGCUUUAAUAUAUUUAUUUGGACAUUUAUUUUAAGAAUGGAGGGGUCGGUGUCCAAUGUGGAGGUGUGUAACUUUGCUUACACGGGGCAGUUUGAGAAAUUAAAACAGUGCAUCCUGUCAGAUAAAACGCUUGCCUGCAAAACAGACCAGGACCGGAGAACCGCGCUGCACUGGGCUUGUUCUGCUGGACACACCAAUAUUGUGGAGUUUCUUCUUGACCUGGGAGUUGAAGUGAACCUGCAAGAUGAUGCUUCGUGGACCCCUUUGCACAUUGCAGCAUCUGCAGGCAGAGAAGACAUCGUGAGAUCUCUGAUAUCCAAAGGAGCUCAGCUCAACUCAGUUAAUCAAAAUGGAUGCACCCCUCUGCACUAUGCAGCCUCCAAAGACAGAUAUGAGAUUGCCCUGCUGCUGUUGGAAAAUGGAGCAGACCCCAAUGCUACUGACAAGCUGGACUCUACGCCUCUUCACAGAGCAUCUGCCAAGGGCAACUACAGGCUCAUCCAGCUGCUUCUCAAACAGAGUGCAUCAACAAAUAUUCAGGACUCACAGGGCAACACACCUCUCCAUCUUGCAUGCGAUGAAGAGCGUGUUGAAGCAGCCAAGUUGCUGGUGGAACAUGGAGCGAGCAUUUACAUUGAGAACAAGGAGGAGAAGACCCCGCUCCAGAUAGCAAAGGGCAGUCUUGGGAACAUACUCCGUCGGAUCGUGGAGGGAUGAUGCUUUGUCUGACCGACACGUCUUGUUCCAGCUUAAAUCCCCACCACCAACCGCCAAGUUACAUUCUAAGAUUUCCCAUCCCGCUCAGUCCUCCUUAAGCGGUGCGGUGUGGAAGAUGAGAUGAUGGACUCAGAUGGUGCUUUGAGACUGCACAGAUCUUAUUUGUUGGAUCAGAAACCCAGUCUGAGCACAGAUUUUCAAACCCCACAGGCUAUUUUCUAUUAAAUUUGAAUUGUCAAUGUAAAACAUGAAGUUCAAUCUGUUAAUAAAUGUGUUGUUCGUGAAUGACA
Oreochromis aureus is the source of this 1097-nucleotide messenger RNA. It is a transcript of the gene psmd10, whose product is annotated as proteasome 26S subunit, non-ATPase 10. Gene Ontology annotation, molecular function: protein binding. The transcript has 5 exons. The record is from RefSeq and is a predicted model, not a curated record. Lineage: Eukaryota; Metazoa; Chordata; Actinopteri; Cichliformes; Cichlidae. Bases 127 to 807 code for a protein of 226 amino acids.